UUGUCAUUAACUGAAAUUGAGAACGUAUGGUAACGCAAUUUCGGAGUAUAUUCGUUACACUUUUUAACCAAUGCACAAUUUCUAAGAUCCUGAUACUUCCGAGCAAGGAAAGAAUAAUAUUUCAACUACACUAUACUAAAAACUUAUAACUUUAAGAAAUCGUGGUUAUUUGAGCUAAUAACUGUAUUAUAAAAAAAUCACAAAAUGGGUCUCUUGGAUUUAUGUGAAAAGUAUUUUAAUUCAUCAAAUUUAUAUGAAGUAUUACAAAUACCCGAAACUGCUAGUGAAAAAGAAGUGAAAAAGGCUUACCACAAACUAUCGCUAAAGGUACAUCCUGAUCGAGUUAGUGAAGAUCAAAAACUAGAGGCAACAGAAAAGUUCAAAGUACUUGGAAGUAUUCAUGAAAUACUUAGCGACAAAAACAAACGAGCAGUUUACGAUGAAACAAAGAGUGUUGAUGAUGAUGACUUUAAUGUCUUGGUAGACAAAGACUGGACCGUCUACUGGAGGCAUUUAUUCAAAAAAAUUACAGAAGAAGACAUAAAAGCAUAUGAAAAAGAAUAUACUGGUUCACAAGAAGAGAAGGAUGAUCUAAAACAAGCCUAUCUAACUGGUAAAGGUGACAUGGACUACAUUACAGAUCAUGUUCAAUUUGCUAGAACUGAACAUGAACCGAGAAUCAGGGAAAUCCUCAAUAAAAUGAUAAAAGAUGGUGAAAUUCCUGCAUAUAAAAUAUUUACACAUGAACCAGCUAAAAAGAAACAAAAACGAAUUGCAAAAGAAAACCGUGAGGCGAAAGAAGCUGAAGAAUUGAAGCAGGAAUUAGGAAUGACAUCAGGACCCAAUAGUUUAGAGUUAAUGAUCAGACAGAAACAACAAUCUAGAGGUCAACAGCUAGAUUCGUUUAUAGAUAACUUGGCAACUAAGUAUGGUGGUAGCAAUAAACCUAAGGGCACCAAAAGGAAGGCUGCUUCGAAAACGGAGGCAACAACUAAAAAUAAAAGAAGGAAAUAAAACAAUAAGUUCAUUUUGAAUCCAGAUCAGUU
Bombyx mandarina (wild silkworm) is the source of this 1046-nucleotide messenger RNA. It is a transcript of the gene DnaJ-10, whose product is annotated as DnaJ (Hsp40) homolog 10. NCBI's taxonomy places the organism in Eukaryota, Metazoa, Arthropoda, Insecta, Lepidoptera, Bombycidae. The record is from RefSeq and is a predicted model, not a curated record. Gene Ontology annotation, cellular component: cytoplasm; nucleus. Gene Ontology annotation, molecular function: heat shock protein binding.